Molecule: messenger RNA, 1443 nt
Organism: Cladophialophora immunda
Lineage: Eukaryota; Fungi; Ascomycota; Eurotiomycetes; Chaetothyriales; Herpotrichiellaceae
Exons: 2
Coding region: 1-1443 (480 amino acids)
Molecular function (GO): protein binding
Source: RefSeq, a predicted model, not a curated record
AUGAUCGCACAAACACCCACCGCCCUACUACUACUACACCUCCCCGAUGAGGUCUUGAUCACCAUCUUCGGCUUCCUCGACCUCCAGACUCUGUACAACGCCACUCUGGUCUCCAAGCACUUUCAGGACCUGGCCGAGCCCUUUCUGUAUCACACAAUCGAGGUGGUCAGUGGUCGUCAAGCCGCUGCCCUAUCUGCCAGUCUACAUGCAAAUCCCCGCCGCACCGCAUGGAUCCGCUCGCUGCUUGUCUCCACCAAGUUCGGGGAGGACCAAGGCUUGAGCACGCUGCCACCAUACAUUUUCAUGAUGCGAAACCUACAAGAUCUGUGCCUGGAGACGCCCGACUGUAACGCGAAAUUUCCCGAGGAGAGAGUAGGCUGGGUCAAUCUCCAGGAUCGAUACGAACGCAUCUUCGAGGCGGCUUCAGCGGUGAUACCCAACAAUGUCGAGCGGGCGCUGCCGAAGUUGCGCAAUUGCACGUUACACUUUGUCGAUGGCCAAAAGGAGAUAUAUUCUAUGACCAAAUACGCGAUGCUUUUCUUGCACCCGAAUCUGCGGUCGUUGACAAUGUCAUGCGCCAGCACCGACUUUCCCGACCGAUUGCUGCGACAAUUCCAGGACGAUGAGGCACUCGUCGGGUCGACAAACCUCGAGCACCUGCAUCUCGAAGAAUGUGAUAUCUUCUCACCUUCCCUGGAAAUCUUAUUGAGUUUCCCUCGCGCGUUGAAGUCACUCAAAAUUAGUGAAGGCAUCCGCUAUGACGGCAUGUUUACUAGAAGCAGUCGCAUGCACGGUAAUGUGUCCCCCGGGACCUUUGUGGAUGCCAUCGCCAAACACUGUACCCAUUCGCUUGAGCACCUGUCUUUGAGUCUGGGAUACUCGAGACCGUCUCAUCAGCCAUUCAACCAUCCCGGCCAGCAUCUUAAUCUGUCAGCCUUUCGUGCUAUCAAGCAACUUGACCUUGACGUGCGGACAGUCAACUUGAUCAGGGUCCGAGCUGUGUGCGAUCACGCCACAUGGCGCAGACUCCCUCCGAAUCUCGAGACUCUCAAAGUGUUUGGUAUCCCCUUGGGCGAUCGACCACCAUUUCACGCUAGGCGACGGGUUUGGUUUCCUUUUGAAACAUGUAUCGCGACCGACAAAGCGAAGCACGGCGUACGGCUUCUCAGUAACUUGGUAUAUUCAUACGAAUAUUACAGAGAAGACGACGAGGCUAGAUUGACCCUAUCCGAGGAUGGAGAAACGGUGGAACAAAUCAGCCAGGUGUUACUCGCACAGCGGUUGAUGGUCGAAAAGUGCAAAGAACUGCAACCCGUCUUCAAAAAGGCCGGCGUGAGGCUGGAGAUUGAAAUGGUGGCUUUACCUAACGGGUUCAUCCCACCAUAUCUAUUCACGGAGGACAAGCCAAGAUACUACACCCUCUGGGAGUCGGUUGCGAGGUGA